Molecule: messenger RNA, 1462 nt
Organism: Haliotis rubra (blacklip abalone)
Lineage: Eukaryota; Metazoa; Mollusca; Gastropoda; Lepetellida; Haliotidae
Exons: 4
Coding region: 144-932 (262 amino acids)
Source: RefSeq, a predicted model, not a curated record
CGUCAUAGAAUGGGCCAUGACGAGACUCUGAAGUUUCGCCGCAGUCGAUAGCUACACGUUGUUGUGCGCUGUUGUGUACUUACAUUCAGAGCGUCAUCAACGAUACAAAGUAAAACUUUCAGUGUCAAGAUAUAUCAAGAAUAAUGUCACGAAGGACGAAGCAGCCAACAGAAGGGAGAAAUGAUUUGCUCGGCCAAGACAUCUGCAGACAGAAAUGGCCUCGUGAUCGCUUGCCCCCGAGAAGGAGGCAGUAUGAUCAGUUCCAAGAAUUCAAAUCUGAUUCGAAGGGCAACCAAGUGAGGGUGUUGGAGAGACUGCCUAUAGAAUACUACCAACUCAGUAAGACCAGUCGGGACAAGAUUCUGACGCAUCGCCAGGAAACAAUGCGAAGACGGAAGCCUGGUGGACACAGUAGAGAUGGGGACUGCAACAGGAUGGACUGGUUCAGCGACGUGAUAGCCGAUCUAACGGAAGACCGCCCAGUCCCACAGUACCUAACUAGGUAUCAAGAUCGUCUGAAGAGACAUCUGGAAGAACAGAGGCAAACCAUAGAGGAACUGGAGAGGAAGAAAGAGGAAGAGCUAAGGAAGGUUCAGCUUGUUCAAAAGAAACACAGUGUUGCCAGGCAACAGAGGGCGGUGUGUCCAGCUGUCAGCCAUCACAGGAAGGAGAUUGUGUUCAAGUCGAAGAGAGCGCCUGUAGUCAUCCCCUCAGCGGAACCUCCAACAAGAGCUCGUCAGGUCUACAAGGCAAAGAAACCUGCACCGAUCACACUUCCAGUGAUUUCCACAGGGUCGGGUAUUUCCAAUGGUGAACAUGUCUGGGCAAUGGGGGCGUCUGAGGUUGAGAUACACCUGAGCGGACAACGUCUCGGUUCCAAGACGGUUCUCCCUCCAAUACAUAAAAAGAACUCAAGACAGAGAAAGCUAUAAGAGAAGAAACGCAGGGGCUGAGGACUGAAUUCUUCCGAGCGUGGAGUACAGGUCUGUGGAAUGCAGGCCUGUGGAAGGCAGGUCUGUGGAAGGCAGGUCUGUGGAGUGCAGGUCUGUGGAAGGCAGGUCUGUGCGAUAGCCCCUCUGUGUGCUAACUGAAUGCAUGAUGUGGACAUCAACCCUCUCCCUACAGAUACCAUUGAAAGUUGCCAUUACAGACAAUAAUUCGUUGCAAUUUCAAAACCAUGAUUAAGUGUAAUAUAGAGCCUCUAAAAACAUUUGUAAACCAAUUUGCGAAAUAAAAUGUUAAGUAUACUGUAAUGACAGUUAUUUUCCCGCAAACAUUAUAAUAAUCAAGGAAAAAUUGGGAUUCGAAACUAGGAACAAAGGGAUCAUGUCGCUCUUAACGUACUGGUUACGAAGGUUAAAGACAACUGAUCCACCCGGCUUCCCAUACCAGUAUUUCAUUUUCACUAACUCUAUGGACAGGACGGACUAAAGCUACAUUGUUCGACCAGGCCUUUAGACAG